Molecule: messenger RNA, 1669 nt
Organism: Vicia villosa (hairy vetch)
Lineage: Eukaryota; Viridiplantae; Streptophyta; Magnoliopsida; Fabales; Fabaceae
Product: probable inactive poly [ADP-ribose] polymerase SRO2
Exons: 5
Coding region: 372-1364 (330 amino acids)
Molecular function (GO): NAD+ poly-ADP-ribosyltransferase activity
Source: RefSeq, a predicted model, not a curated record
CCUCUUAUUCAAAUUCCGUAAUAACGAACCUAUCUACUCCACCGCCUCUCUCAAAGUCGUCGUACUUCUUCUUUCCUCAUGGCGGUUUCCGUUCCCUUUAAAAACAAAACGCCACCUUCUCUCAACCUCUAUUUUCUUUCUUUGUUUUUUCCUCGCACACACUUUCUUGUACCUAUUCUCUAAUUCUUGUGUGUGUUCGUUUUUUCUUUUUUUCUUUCCCUCCUUUUUCUUUCUCUCCAAGUUUAUUUUACUGUUAUUAAAAAAUAUAAACAAUGAACUCAUAUCAAUUAUCUUUUCAUUAUCAAUAAUUCCUUUUAGUUUUUAGGUUACAUAACAUAAUCCUUUUUAACUUUUUAAUUUCGAUUAUAUUCAUGGAGCGACCAAUUCGAUAUUUACCAGAGAGAUCACCGCAUGAUUGCGCCGGCGAUGACGAAUCGGCGGUUUCCGAUUGCGAGAGUGUUGCUUCUGGCGGCCACGUUUCAGAGAGGCAUGUUCGGAAAACCGAUGGUGCUGAUAUGAACCUACUUCGGACUAGAUUCGUUUGCGGUUUGAGCACGCAAGGAUUGAAAGCCGAUGUGGUGUCGAUUCAGAGGAAUCCUUGUUCAUCUAUAAUGGCACAGGCGAGAAUUCAAUCGUUUCAGAUCUUCGCACGUGCGGUGGCGAAACUGCGCGGCGGAAAUGCGAACGUGAAGCAUGUUUGGUAUGGGGCUUCUAGUAGGGAAGAGAUUGGGGAUAUUAUUCAACACGGUUUUGGUCACGCUCAUAGUCAGGGUUUGCGUUUUUCUCCCAUUGAUUUGCCUCUUGAAAGUGUGAAAAGUUCUGUUGUUGAUAAAGACGGUUUGAGGCACUUGUUGCUGUGUCGUGUGAUUCUUGGAAAGAUGGAGGUUGUGCCAGCGGGUUCUGAACAAUGCCGACCGAGUUCUGAAGAGUAUGAUUCUGGGGUGGAUAGUUUUUCAUCUCCCAAAGAGUAUAUUGUUUGGAGUAACAUGAUCAACACGCAUGUGUUGCCUGAAUAUGUUUUGAGUUUCAAACUUGCUUCCAACAGAGGACAUGAGAAGGUUGGAGUUGGUGGGCAUUCUAUGAGACCGACUUCGCCUUGGAUGCCAUUCUCGGUCCUAAUUUCCGAGCUUUCCAAGAUGUUGCCUCCGUCUGAUAUUGUUUUCAUUGUCAAGAUUCACAAAGAGUAUAGAGAAAAGAAGAUUUCACGACAAGAAUUGACACAAAAGGUUAGACUAAUUGUGGGAGACAAGUUGCUGCUUUCUGUUAUCAAAUCUUUCAGAGCAAAGAAAAUGCCUGCAAGCUUUAAGCAAACCAAACCGGACAGCCAGCCGCGUGGAUGGAAUAAUUGUCCAUACAUACAAUAGAUAUUAAAGAAAUCGAAUAGAAUACUGGAGUUGACACAAUACUCGUACUAACACAACCUCACAUUGAGGAUGAAAACACAAGCAUGAGAACCAGGGUGACAUUUGUUUUCUGUUUUUGUUUGGGUGGUAUACGCAUUUUGUUUUAAUGUUAAUUGUACUAUAGUAGAAGGAAUUGAUUUCCCUUUCUAGUUAGUUACAAUUACUAGUUGGAAUAAUGUACUAGCGAAUAGGCUAAACCAUGACAUAUUGAGCUCUACUCCAAGUUGCAUUCUUUAAAAAUUCAAAUGUAAUUUCUGUUUCACUUA